UUUUUUUUAUUUUUUCUCGGCCGGAGAUAUGAUGGCUUCAUCAGGGUGAUAAAUGGCGCCACUAAGAUAUCUUGGCUGAUGUGUGGGGAGGGUAGAUAAUGAGAAGCUUGUGCUUGCAUGAGGAUGAACGUAGGUAAGAGAAAGUCUGGAGGGGCUGUGUAGGUGAGAGUGGCAGUGUUUUGAGUGUUCCAGCCAUUACUGUGGCAGCUCUGAUGCUUCAUUCCACUAUCUAUCCUGGAAGUGUGCGCAACUACUCUCCAUCUGUGGCGAAGUGCGCUUCGCGCGGUGCUAGCCGGGAACCACAGCAGACUCACACAUAAACACACAACACACACACAUAUACAUGCUCUCUGGAGUAAUAAAGUUGAUUUUAAGAAAGGUUCUGAUUAGAAGACAGAACUGGCAAAGUGGACACAGUGUCGGUGGUGUGACAGGUGCGAGAACAUCUGCGAACAGGUAGUUGUUAAUGACACACUUGUUGAAAAGUAGCAGCCAUGCGUUUACUUACAGUUAUAUUGCUUAUGAGUUUGGCGGGCGCUGUGGUGAGUGUCAACUUCAACAUCUUCAGGUGGCCCACUUUUAAUCGCCAAAGAAGUGGCGGUGGAGGUGGCUACGGGGGUGGUGGAGGAAGCUACGGAGGUGGAGGAUACGGAAGUGGAGGCUAUGGAGGUGGAGGGAGCUAUGGAGGUGGAGGUAAUAAGAAGGGCAACCCCUUGGAGGGGUUGCAGAAGCUUAAAACGCAAGCGUUCACCAGCCUCAGAAACCUGAAGGUGCCGAUCCUGGACGGUAUCCGCAACCUGAAGAAUCAAGUGCUCGGGCUCAAGGGUAAUUUAAUCAACAAAGCUGCCAACCUUUUCACUAAGGGCAAAGAUGGUGGUCAGUCCAGCUACAACCACCAUCCAGCCUCAAGCUACGGCGGUGGUGGUGGCCACGGCAGCCAUGGAGGUGGAGGUGGCCACGGUAACCACGGCGGAUACAUUAAGGUGUCCCAGAAGACUCCAUCCUCGGGAAAUAGUGCCCCACCUUCUCCAUCUCCAAGUUAUGGGGCCCCACCUUCUCCGUCUGCCAAUUACGGGGCCCCUCCUGCUUCGUCCUCCAGUUACGGGGCCCCUCCUGCUUCGUCUUCAAGUUACAGGGCCCCUCCUGCUCCGUCCUCCAAUUAUGGGUCUCCUCCUGCCCAGGCCCCCAGCUACAAUCCUCCUCCAGCUAGCACUAAGAUCUCUGCACCAACAUCUAGCUUGUACACUCUACCACCAACACCAUCCAGUGACAGCAGUGUACCGCGGUCACCGUCUUCCAGCGAGUACAGUGCACAGCAAUCAACAACUGGCGGUUUUGUUCCCCCUAAAAAAACCUUCAAGGGGUUUACAGCCUCAGUGGCGCCUCCAGUUAGCAGCUAUAGUACUCCUCAGGUAGGCUUAGGCCAGGUGACUCGGCAGCGGGCACCUGAUACAAGCUACCGUGCCCCUGCAACUGAUACUAGAGCUAGUAGUAGUACUAGUACUGAUCAUAGUCGGAGCCAGUCAUCUGCUGAUUCAUACAGUCAUUUUGAUCCACCGACGGGUCCACGAGGAUCAACAGACAGCAGUUACAAUGGGCAAGAACACAUUAAUGCUCCUCUGUCUGCGGCCAUGACGAUGGGGCAGCUUUUAAAUGAAGACGAAGUGUUGACAGGGAUUGGUGAGUCUCCCUGGCGACCAGUUACGGAGAACACAGCAGCGUAUGUCUCCGUCAACGCCCGUGACCCUUCUGGUACAGACGCCAUAACUCGGGACCUUGAUGGCACUUCUGAACACGAUUUGUUUAUCGACCUCGAUGACAAUUCCGCCAACGAUGUCCAGAAAUCGAAUGAUAUAUUCUUGACCGGGCCGAACACUAUAGAUGACGGUGACACCUACUUGAUCUCAGCCACGGAGGAUAACGAUGACUUCCUCCUAGUGGAUGAGGGAAGCCCUGACUUGGCAGCCAAAGCCCUAGCGAAGGUGGUAGAUACAGUAGAUCCAUUGGAAAACGACCCAGCAGGCCGGUCGUUCCCAGGAGGACGACUGCAGGAGAAUGUGCUCCCCGUGGGGCACACAGUGGACGGGCGGAGACCAAGCCGUGAGUCUGAGAUACAGCUCCGGCCGGGGCAGAAGUCCAACAUGAUGUUCGCGCCCCUUAUGGAGAAGCUUCAGCUUAAUAUUCUCACCACACUCAUACGUCGUGCCAAUUUGGAGGCCAUGCUCACCACCCAGGGAACAUUCACCAUCUUCGCUCCCAGUGAUGCUGCCUUCUCCCUGCUGCCUCACUCAGUGUUGCUCAGUUUACACAACAACACUGACAAGCUGAGAGAAGUAAUAUUGUUCCAUGUUGUACCUGGGCUUCACCUCCUCACAGACUUCUCCAACAACCACCUGUUCUUCUCCGCAUCUUCCAAGACGCGUCGACUCAGAGUCAACAUCUUCCUUAACGGUGGCGGCGUCAGUGAUCAGGUAGUAACAGUGAACGGUGCAGAGGUGAAGCUGGCGGACAUGCUGGCCAUUAAUGGAGUAAUUCAUGUAAUUGACCGUGUCCUCUACCCCAUGGCUGACCUCUCCAUUAUUGACCACCUCACUGCCUGCCACACCUUCACAGGAGCUAAUGUGGCAGUGACUGGCACUGGUGUGACGGAGGUGCUGGAACAAGAUGGACCUUUCACCGUUUUCAUCCCAACCACUGAUGCUUUUGCUGUCAUUGAUAAUGCUACUGUAUCGGCCUUCAUCCAGAACAUCACCUCAUUGCAGCAUGUGCUGAUGUACCACAUAGUGCCUGGUGCUUACUUCAGCCAAGGUCUGCGUGAUGGUAUGUGGCUGCCCACACUCGCCCAGGAGCAGGAGCUACAGGUUCGAGUCACCAGCGAUGGAUACACCCGUCGCUUAGCUGGGGUGGGUCACAUGGCCCAGGUCAUCAAGUCUGACAUCAUUGCCACCAACGGUGUCAUACAUGUUAUUGAUACAGUCUUGAGGCCAGAAAGAGAAACUCCAAUAUGUGACCACUUCUAGGAAUGUAUGAAUUCUCUAUAUAAUACAGUGGUACCCCGAGUUUCGUACAUAAUUCGUUCCAGAAGGCUGUUCGAGUGCCAUUACCGAACGAAUUUGUGCCCAUAAGGAAUGAUGUAAAUUAGAUUAGUUGGUUUGAGACCCCCAAAAAUACACUUACAAAAGCACUUACAAUGAUAAAUUUACAUAAUUGUUCGAGUUGGGAGCUGUACGAAACUCAGGGUACCACUGUACUACAAAGGUUAACUAGUGGAGUCUAAGGCUAAUGUGACCCUUCGUUAUUUAUGUCCAAUAUUUAUGUUAACACAAAAUAUUAAUGUGGAAUGAAAUCAUUCUUUACAAGCGGACCUGAAACAUUUUCAGUUUCCAUAAAAUUAGUUGUGGAGUGUAUGGCCAAUUACAACUUAUUUCAUUUAGCUCUUUUUGUUUAGUACUGCAGUAAUAAGCAGAACUACUGGGAGAACACAUGUAACCACAUGUGUUCUCAUGGAGUUAUAUAACUCUUUAGUCAGUCUUGCUACUGUAGAGUAUGUUGCAGUGUGCUGUGAGUGUACCAGAGUUGUAAAUACAGUAUAUAUAUUUGUAAAAUAGUCUUUAGGUACCAUUCAGAAUCCUACCUCUGUGUGCAUGGAUUUUUUUAAAACAAACUUUUGUACUGUAGUUUAAUAUUAAGAGGCAUUGCUAAUAUUUUAAUUAAAGAUACAAAAAUAUUUGGCAUACUGUAUUGUAAUAUUUAUCCUCACAGAUAAAAUGUGGUACAGUAUAUGCAAUUUUUUUGAUUAUACAUUAUUAUUAUAAUAAAAAAGAAGCACUAAACCAGAAGAGCUUAUGAUUAUACAGUAUUUUGGUAUCCCAUUUUUAAGUAAAAAUCUCCAGUAGAAUUUUUUUUUAAUCACAUAAUAUUUCCUGAUAUAUGUGAAUGGAGACGAAUGGUAUUUGGGACCUGACGAUCUGUUGGAGUGUGAGCAGGGUAAUAUUUAGUGAAGGGAUUCAGGGAAACCGGUUAUUUUUAUAUAGCCGGACUCGAGUCCUAGAAAUGGGAAGUACAAUGCCCGCACUCUAAAGGAGGGGUUUUGGGAUAUUAGCAGUUUGGAGGGAUAUGCUGUGUACGUAUCUUUAUAUGUAUAUGCUUCUAAACUCUUGUGUUCUGAGCACCUCUGCAAAAACAGUGAUUAUGUGCGAGUGAGGUGAAAGUGUUGAAUGAUGAUAAAAGUAUUUUCUUUUUGGGGAUUUUCUUUCUAUUUGGGUCACCCUGCCUCGGUGGGAGACGGCAGACUUGUUAAAAAAAAAAAAAAAAUAUGUACAGUUUUAUUAAUGUGGUUUAGAGUAGAAAAGCUCUUAUUGUAUAAUCACGCCACUUGGCUGUCUAUUUUAUAAAAAAAUUUCAACGUGUUUAAAUUAGGUAAGACAAUGAUGAUUGCAGACACUCGUGCUAACAUUAAUGUUGCAAAGUAAUUACAACAGUGUAUGAUAUGAAAAACUAAACCAAAGACACCUAACAAUGGCAGGGUUUAGUUAAGAAAGAUUUGGCCAGACCUUGAUGAAACUCAAAUUAAUGAAACACUGUCUUAUUGGACAGUGUUUCAUUUCAGUGUUUUUAUUGUCUAAUUCAGUGGUAUUCAUUGCGCGGCUUGCAAGCCACUAUUAAUAACAAGAUAUGCAGGCUAAUAUUUUUUUUUUUUAUUAUCACACCGGCCGAUUCCCACCAAGGCAGGGUGGCCCGAAAAAGAAAAACUUUCACCAUCAUUCACUCCAUCACUGUCUUGCCAGAAGGGUGCUUUACACUACAGUUUUUAAACUGCAACAUUAACACCCCUCCUUCAGAGUGCAGGCACUGUACUUCCCAUCUCCAGGACUCAAGUCCGGCCUGCCGGUUUCCCUGAAUCCCUUCAUAAAUGUUACUUUGCUCACACUCCAACAGCACGUCAAGUAUUAAAAACCAUUUGUCUCCAUUCACUCCUAUCAAACACGCUCACGCAUGCCUGCUGGAAGUCCAAGCCCCUCGCACACAAAACCUCCUUUACCCCCUCCCUCCAACCCUUCCUAGGCCGACCCCUACCCCGCCUUCCUUCCACUACAGACUGAUACACUCUUGAAGUCAUUCUGUUUCGCUCCAUUCUCUCUACAUGUCCGAACACCUCAACAACCCUUCCUCAGCCCUCUGGACAACAGUUUUGGUAAUCCCGCACCUCCUCCUAACUUCCAAACUACGAAUUCUCUGCAUUAUAUUCACACCACACAUUGCCCUCAGACAUGACAUCUCCACUGCCUCCAGCCUUCUCCUCGCUGCAACAUUCAUCACCCACGCUUCACACCCAUAUAAGAGCGUUGGUAAAACUAUACUCUCAUACAUUCCCCUCUUUGCCUCCAAGGACAAAGUUCUUUGUCUCCACAGACUCCUAAGUGCACCACUCACUCUUUUUCCCUCAUCAAUUCUAUGAUUCA
Cherax quadricarinatus is the source of this 5462-nucleotide messenger RNA. NCBI's taxonomy places the organism in Eukaryota, Metazoa, Arthropoda, Malacostraca, Decapoda, Parastacidae. The record is from RefSeq and is a predicted model, not a curated record.